UACACAUACUCCUUCCCGUUCUUCACCCUCGCACAGUUUCAGUUCACGACGGCACUGACUCCUCUCUCCUCUCAGUCUCCGGCGACGGCGAGGCGAAAACGAGAUCGCAUAGUCUCACCGGUGCGGUGACGCGUGAGCGUCUUUCCUCUCUCAGUCGCGACAACAAAAUCUUUUUACAUAUCAAUUUAAACUAAUGCGAGCUUCAGUUCCCUUCUCGAUUCGCUUCACUUCAUAAAUUCAGUUCCACUCCAUUGUUCUUGAAACUGCAGAAAGUGUUCCCAAUCAAUCUUGCAUCACCGUUCAAAAAAUUACGUUUGAGGAAACAGAAUGGGAAAUGAUAAGAAAAAAACGAAUCGAAAGAAGAAACAAAGUCAAACACAGAAGAUGAAGGAAGGAAGCUUUCAAGAAGCAUUGAUGAAACAAUUUCAAGAAUUUCGCACCCCAUUGUCGGUGGCGAUGGCGAUGAUACUGAUAAUGGGGAUAACUCUUUCUAUCUUAUAUUUUGAUGCUGGGAAGCAGCAGCAGCAGAUUAGCUUUCAGGAGUUUGUGAAUAAGCUUUUGGAACCAGGAUUGGUAGAUCAUAUUGUUGUCUCUGACAAAAAUGUUGCCCAGAUAUAUGUUAUGAACUCUCCUCGUAAUCAAACAGAAACGAACUCUCCUCAUAAUCAAACAGAAACGAACUCUCCUCGUAAUCAAACAGAAACGAACUCUCCUCGUAAUCAAACAGAAACAGACGGUGAAGAAACCCAUCCUGCGAAGGGAUAUGGUGGGCAAUAUAAAUAUUAUUUCAAUAUUGGGAAUGUCUUUGCUUUUGAGGAGAAAUUAGAGAGAGCUCAAAUAGCACUGGGCAUUGACCAUCAUGAUUAUGUACCUGUUACCUAUUCUUCUGAAAUUGGCUGGCACCUGGAGUUCAUGACAUUCAUUCAACACCUGUUGCCUUUGGCGUUUCUAAUCUAUAUGGUUGCCGGUGGUAAGGGUCCUUUUGGAGUCUUUAACAUCGGAAAACCACAUUUUACUAAAGUAGACAAAGAUGCCAAAAACAAGGUAUAUUUUAAAGAUGUUGCUGGCUGUGAUGAGGCAAAACAAGAAAUUAUGGAGUUUGUGCACUUCCUCAAGAGUCCUAAGAAAUACCAAGAGCUUGGUGCCAAAAUUCCAAAAGGUGCUCUUCUGGUGGGUCCUCCAGGCACAGGAAAGACCCUUUUAGCAAAAGCAACUGCAGGGGAAUCUGGUGUGCCAUUUCUCUCUAUAUCCGGUUCUGAUUUCCUAGAACUGUUUGUUGGUGUUGGAUCAUCUAGGGUGAGAAACUUGUUUAAGGAAGCAAGGAAGUGUGCUCCUAGUAUAGUAUUUAUUGAUGAAAUUGAUGCAAUUGGUCGGGCAAGGGGUAGUAGAGGCGGAGAUCGUGCAAAUGAUGAACGUGAAAGUACUUUAAAUCAAUUGUUGGUGGAGAUGGAUGGUUUUGGAACCACUGCUGGAGUUGUUGUGCUGGCAGGUACAAAUAGACCUGAUGUAUUAGACAAAGCCCUACUUAGACCGGGGCGUUUUGACCGCCAAAUAACAAUUGAUAAACCUGACAUCAAAGGUCGUGACCAGAUAUUUCAGAUUUACUUGAAAGGGAUCAAACUUGACCACGAGCCUUCAUAUUAUUCACAUAAGCUUGCAUCCCUUACUCCAGGAUUUGCUGGAGCGGAUAUUGCUAAUGUUUGCAAUGAAGCUGCUCUGAUUGCUGCAAGGACUGAAGAAGCACACGUCACACAUGAUCAUUUCGAGGCAGCUAUUGAUAGGAUCAUUGGUGGUUUGGAGAAGAAGAACAGGGUAAUAAGUAAGCUGCAAAGACGCACUGUUGCUUACCAUGAAGCAGGUCAUGCUGUUGCAGGUUGGUUCUUGGAACAUACUGACCCAUUGUUGAAAGUAACUAUUGUUCCUCGCGGAACAUCGGCUCUUGGGUUUGCCCAGUAUGUUCCAAAUGAGAACCUUCUCAUGACAAAGGAACAACUUUUCGAUAGGACUUGUAUGACCCUUGGUGGUCGGGCUGCCGAGCAGGUUCUCAUUGGGACAAUCUCUACAGGAGCACAAGAUGACUUGGAGAAAGUCACCAAGAUGACAUAUGCUCAAGUAGCCGUCUAUGGUUUCAGCGAAAAAGUGGGCCUCCUCUCUUUCCCUCAAAAAGAGGACUCGUUAGAGAUGUCUAAACCAUACAGCAACAAAACUGGUGCAAUCAUUGAUAAUGAAGUGCGAGAAUGGGUGGACAAAGCAUAUGAACGUACUGUGCAGCUUAUAGAGAAACAGAAGGAGAAAGUAGCUCAACUUGCAGAGUUGCUUCUUGAAAAAGAAGUUCUUCACCAAGAUGACUUGCUUCCAAUCUUGGGUGUGCGACCCUUCAAGAGUACUGAAUCACCAAUUACGAUAGAGCCUGAGGUUGUUCCACAUAGUUGAGUAUGUUUAAGUUUAUUACUCCAUUCAUCCCCAUAAUAUAUGGCUUAUUUGAACAUCUCACCUAGAUUAAGAAAAAUAUUUAAAUGAAAGAGAGAUAAUAGUAUUUUUACUAUAUUAUUCUUCUCAAAUAUUUGUAUGUUUAUGAUUAGCCUAAACGUUUAGUAGAGCCUUUGAAUUGGAAUUCUUCUCAAAUAUUGGUAUGUUUAUGAUUAGCCAAAAUGUUUAGUAGAGCAUUUGAAUUGGAA
Medicago truncatula (barrel medic) is the source of this 2678-nucleotide messenger RNA. Its product is annotated as ATP-dependent zinc metalloprotease FTSH 3, mitochondrial. The coding region runs from base 328 to 2433 and encodes 701 amino acids. The transcript is spliced from 3 exons. Gene Ontology annotation, molecular function: metalloendopeptidase activity; ATP binding; ATP hydrolysis activity. Gene Ontology annotation, cellular component: chloroplast thylakoid membrane; m-AAA complex. The record is from RefSeq and is a predicted model, not a curated record. Lineage: Eukaryota; Viridiplantae; Streptophyta; Magnoliopsida; Fabales; Fabaceae. Gene Ontology annotation, biological process: mitochondrial protein processing.